Messenger RNA from Copidosoma floridanum, 1219 nucleotides. It is a transcript of the gene mRpL44, whose product is annotated as mitochondrial ribosomal protein L44. The record is from RefSeq and is a predicted model, not a curated record. Gene Ontology annotation, biological process: RNA processing. Lineage: Eukaryota; Metazoa; Arthropoda; Insecta; Hymenoptera; Encyrtidae. Gene Ontology annotation, molecular function: double-stranded RNA binding; ribonuclease III activity.
UCAUGUCGUUUGUAUGGAAAUAACAAAUUGAUGUGUGAAAACAAACCAAUAUUUUUACGUCUUGAUUCAAAAUAAAAUAAAAAAAAUACACCUAUUCAAUUGAAGAUUCGUAAAACCAUAGGUAUCUACUUAGUUCGCAAUCGAGUAGAUAAGUCCUCAUCUGCAUCGACUUAAAGUUCAAUUAAUCGAUUAAACGUUGUCAUUCAACUGCAAGUUCUGAAGAAUAAUGUACAAUUUUCGGGCUUGCGCAAGAUUAGCUGUUAAAUUUCAAAAGCUAACAAGCAUCACCAAUCAUCAAUCCAAAAGAGAAAUCAAAAGGUAUGUUGCUCCGACGCUUAGGGAGUUGACAAAAAGGCAGAAAAAACAAGAAAAUCCAAUAGUCAAUCCACGCAGCAAAUAUCUCGACUGGAACCGAAACGCCGAACUUUAUGCCUUUAAUCAGAGGCUUACGGAAAAGUUUGAUUUAGAAUUACUGGAGCAGGCGUUUACUCAUAGAUCUUACGUUAUACAAGAGGAAGAAGAACAAAAGAAAGUUGGAAUCGAAGAUCCUCAGCUUGAUAUUUUGGAUAACAGAGAACUUGUUGAGGAAGGAAAGCAAAUUGCACCAUUGAUUAUCGACAAUUAUUUGAGUCAGGUUCUGCCUUUAGCUCCACUAGAAUGUAUUGAUGCAUUGAGGGAAUACUUACUGUCACCCGAAAUUUUAGCUAAAACAGCAUCUGGAAUUGGAUCAACUGAUUUAAUUUUAUCAACAGAUUUUCCUGUAGAAGGGAAAACACUUGCAAACACAUUUUAUGCACUAAUAUCAGCCUUGAAUCGCAGUGUAGACUUGGAACAUACUAGUGUGUUUGUAAGAGACAUUUUGAUUGCAAGAUUGGUUGAAAAAGACUUGAUGGAAAUCUGGUGUCCAGAAGAGCCAUUGGAAAUUUUAAAUGAUAUACUCGACAGGGAACACAGAGAACUUGCAGAGCCGAGAAUAAUUGCACAAACUGGAGCAAAUACCGUGACUCCUGUUUAUCAGAUUGGAAUUUAUUCAAACCGAGAAUUAUUGGGAACUGGCUUUGGUGAGACAAUUGAAGAAGCUCAAAAUAUCGCUGCAUUAAAGUCCUUAAUGGGUCUUUUUGGUUUGCUGGAUUGUAGUCCACCAAUUAGAUGUGACAAGAAAAUGAGCGACUCUGUUGCGAAAAAUAUGCCACUCAAAGAAUGGAGUAGAAGUAAUUAA